Messenger RNA from Brassica rapa (field mustard), 1337 nucleotides. RefSeq names its product grpE protein homolog 2, mitochondrial. Gene Ontology annotation, biological process: protein folding; protein import into mitochondrial matrix. Gene Ontology annotation, molecular function: adenyl-nucleotide exchange factor activity; protein-folding chaperone binding; protein homodimerization activity. The record is from RefSeq and is a predicted model, not a curated record. Lineage: Eukaryota; Viridiplantae; Streptophyta; Magnoliopsida; Brassicales; Brassicaceae. Gene Ontology annotation, cellular component: PAM complex, Tim23 associated import motor.
AAACAUAUAGAGAGAGAGAGAGAUCCGUCCCCUCUUCUCCACACUAACCACGUCUGUGUGCGCUCUAGAAAUAACCAUUUACCUCAAAAAUUCGAUUUGGAUUAUAAACUCUUUCUCCUUUUUUAUCUCAGCUUGUUUCCCUCUGCAUUCCCUGAUGUUGGUUUCGAGAAUCCUCUCGCCAGUUUCCCGUAGCGCGGGCUUGGGCUUACGCUCCUCUCUCUCCGCCGCCGCCGCUCUUCCGGCGAGGAGCCAAGCUCCUAUAUUCUCGUCCCUCGUUCACGACUUCUCUCAAAAGCCGUUUCAGGGGCAGCUUGUUGCAGCUCAGGUGUUUCUUGAUUCGUUUCCACUUCAAAGGUUCUCUUUUUCUUCUUCCUCCACCACUCCUGAAUCAAGUGACAAGGAGAGCAACGCUGAGGCCUCGAAGGCUAGUGAAGAGAAAGCUACAUCUGAGGCAAACGAGUCAGGUGUUGACUCAGAACCCUCCAAAGAUUCGAGGAGGAGGAAAGGUGCUAAACGAGCUGCAGUUUCUGAGUCAGAUUCCGAGAGUGAUGCUGAUGAGGAGGAGAUGUCAAUGGAUGAUUUGGUGAAGCUUGUAGCUGAGAAGGACGAGCUUUUGUCGGAGAAAGAGCAAGAGAUUAAGCAAAUGAAAGAUAAAGUUCUCCGCACUUACGCAGAGAUGGAGAAUGUCAUGGACAGAACACGGCGUGAUGCUGAAAACACCAAAAAGUAUGCUAUUCAGAAUUUUGCAAAAAGCCUUUUGGAUGUGGCGGAUAAUCUUGGAAGAGCUUCUUCCGUUGUCAAAGAAAGCUUCUCAAAGCUUGACGACACUUCGAAGGACUCCGCUGGAGCUGCUCCGCUCUUGAAGACACUUUUAGAAGGUGUGGAGAUGACUGAGAAACAGCUUGCUGAAGUGUUUAAGAAAUUUGGUAUGGAGAAGUAUGAUCCUAUCAACGAGCCGUUUGAUCCGAACAGACAUAACGCUGUGUUCCAAGUCCCUGAUGCUUCUAAGCCAGAAGGCACAGUUGCUCAUGUCUUGAAGUCUGGAUACACGUUGUUUGAUCGAGUUAUAAGACCAGCCGAGGUUGGUGUUACUCAAGGAGGAGAGAGCGAAGAAGACAAGAAAGAGUCUGAUGCCUGAAAGGAACUCAGCUGGUUUUCAUAUAUUUUGCUACACUUUUUUUUUUUUAAAUUAACACCAUAGUUUACUCUUGUCGUUUGGUUAUUUAUUGGAUGAAACAAGAUCUACCAUAAGUUGCUGGACAUGGCCUUGCAAGGGAAGUCCUGUUUCUGUGUCUGUUUUAUGUAUCUUCAUGAGGCUGAGUUGAGCUUCUUCAAUC